Messenger RNA from Pungitius pungitius (ninespine stickleback), 954 nucleotides. It is a transcript of the gene med28, whose product is annotated as mediator complex subunit 28. Bases 49 to 591 code for a protein of 180 amino acids. NCBI's taxonomy places the organism in Eukaryota, Metazoa, Chordata, Actinopteri, Perciformes, Gasterosteidae. The transcript is spliced from 4 exons. Gene Ontology annotation, cellular component: mediator complex. The record is from RefSeq and is a predicted model, not a curated record.
GUGCGUCGCUCCGUCUGCGCAUGUGCUGACUGGGUAGAGGAAGUCAAGAUGGCGUCGUCCAUGAGUGGGAUGUUCUCCGGUCAGCAGCCGCCCAGCGUCCAUCCCGUCGGGGGUCCCGGUACACCGGGCCAGCCUGGCUUUCCCGGUACAGCUACCAGAGCUCCGGAAAACAACACGCUGGUGGACGAACUCGAGGCUUCCUUUGAGGCAUGUUUUGCAUCCCUGGUUAGUCAGGAUUACGUUAACGGAACUGAUCAGGAGGAGAUCCGGACUGGUGUUGACCAGUGCAUACAGAAGUUUCUGGAUGUAGCUCGGCAGACAGAGUGCUUCUUCUUACAGAAAAGGCUUCAGCUGUCUGUACAGAAACCAGAACAGGUGGUAAAAGAGGACGUGUCAGAGUUGCGUAAUGAGCUACAGAGGAAAGAAUUGCUGGUUCAGAAACACUUGUCCAAACUGCACCACUGGCAACAAGUUCUCGAGGACGUGAGCGUUCAGCACCGCAAACCCACGGACCUUCCUCCUAGUGGACCGCUAGCCUUUCUGGAGCAGGCUUCUGCCAGCCUGCCGCCUGCCCCAUUGAAACCAAAUUAAUACACCACAGUUACAGUCACAUUAGUCUUCUGUCGAAUCAAGUUUGUUUACCACAAGGAUGUGAUGUUGAACAUUGACCUGCAAGAGGAAGCGAUACAGAAACUCUUGCAUUAAACCACCACAAACGUUAAAGCCUAGUGUGAUUUUGUACCUUACUGUUACUACACACACACACACACACACACACCGUGUUCAUCGCGUGAUGCCUGCCGUCAAGUGUCAACCUAUAAGGACACGGAAGAACAAUUAUUUGUUGCUGUCCAGCAGUUGGGACGUCAUUACAUCCAUUAUUUUAUGUCUGUUUUGUUUUAUGUAAAUAUUUCUACUAUUUUUUUACUGUAAAAUAAAGUAUUUGGACUUUGA